AAUUGGAGGAAUUACCCAGGAUAUGACAAAGUAUUUCCACUUCAUAGCUGUGUUUUGGAGGCUUGGCGACGGCCAUAGCAAUGACCCUUGAAGGAUUCUCCAGGCUACCAAUGCGUUUGUCCUCUAAGAAGUGUCUUGGACUGCUUGUGAUUAGUGGCUCCCUGCUGGUAGUGCUUUUUAACACGUGGAGCCCUGCAGCUCUCUCAGGAGUUGACCUACGGCCCGGGCACAACGUUGGAAUGGAGACCGUCAUCAUGGAGAAACUUCAAGACCUCUUGAAUAAAUAUAAUGAUAUUUCCUAUCAUAUAAAGGAAGAUGUGGCAUGUCUCUUGAGAAGAAAUUCAUGUGAAUGUGUGGCUGAUAAGGAGACCCUUAAGCUGCCUCUUUCCAGUCUGCUGUUCCCACGCGUGAAGGCCCGUAACGUGGACCAGGUCUUCUUACAAUCACACCCGGACCCCUCAGGUGUGAAGCGUCACAGAGCUGAAGAGUACAUCAGUUUUCAGAAAAGGUCCUCCAGUCCUGCGGAUGUGCUUAUUGUGAACGAGGGCAAUAGUCCCCUUCAAUAUCCCUCCCAGGGUGUUGCAGUGCGACCCCUCAAAACAAUCAUCAUUCCAGGUUUGGGGCUUGUUGAAAAAGCAAGAUCCAACCAUACGGUAUAUUUGACAGCAACUUUGGGAACUUUUGAUGUUGCCGCUACAGUGGAUAUGGUCUCGGUUAAAGGAGAAGGAGAGAAGCAUAUGAUGCUCUCGAGUCCUGUUCUCGCUGCGCUGAACAGGCAGCUGCAGUUUGUCACCUACACAAACACUGUGUUCCAUCCCAGGACAGCAGACACAGUUCAGUUUGCAAAUGAAGGUCAUCGGUCAUUUUUCACCAUAAAAGUGGGACAUGCCACCAUCCCGAGACUUUACAACUCUGGAUAUGCAAAAGAGACCAAUAUCAGUGCCCUUGUUACCAUUGUGACAAAGACCUUUCUACGCUAUGAUAAACUCCAAGAUCUUAUCGCCAGCAUAAGGCAAUAUUAUCCAAACGUCACCAUUGUGAUAGCUGACGAUAAUGAGCACCCGCAGCAGGUGAAGGGACCGCACAUUGAACAAUUCAUUAUGCCAUUUGGAAAGGGUUGGUUUGCUGGGCGAAAUUUGGCAGUGUCCCAGGUGAGCAGCAAAUAUGUUCUCUGGGUGGAUGAUGAUUUCCUCUUCACUGCAAACACCAAGCUGGAAAAGAUGGUUGAUAUCCUGGAGAAGACCAGCCUAGAUCUGGUUGGCGGUGCGGUUCGAGAGGUAACAGGUUGGACUACAACCUUCCGCCAUACCGUUUCUGUGGAAGAGGGUGGAGAGGAUGGAGACUGUAUACAUAUCAGGCGUGGAUACCACCACGAUAUUGAGGGAUUUGCCAAUUGCGUGGUCGCUGAUGCUGUCAUCAACUUCUUCAUGGGGAGAACUGACAAAGUGCAGCAGGUCGGCUUUGACCCCCGACUGGCUCGCCGUGGCCACCUGGAGUUCUUUAUUGAUGCCCUGGGCUCCCUUCACAUUGGCUCCUGCAGUGAUGUCAUUAUAAACCACGCAUCAAAGAUCAAGCUGCCAUGGAGCGAUGGAACAGACUCACAAAAGGCCUAUGAAAAGUUCCGAUACUCCCAAAGCAGUGUUGAAAAGCAUAUUCACGAUGAAGUCUUCUACUUCAAGAACAGGUUCAAAUGCAUGACCACUCAAUGAAGACUGAAGCACAUUUUCUAGUGAAAGACAGUAUUAAUAUGUAAAUAUGCACCGUUUACUCUGGUCAUCAUCUUGCCUCUUAAUUUGGCAUGAUGCUGACUAGGCCCACAUAAGAAGAACAGCCCUUGCCUUACUAAUAGUGCCACCUAGGGGUUGAUUUAUUUCAUUACGGUAUGUGGAACCUCCAGCAUCCACCACAAUCUCUGUGAUGCUAGUCCACUUCCCAACAAAUAUUCCAAAACAAUCAUUUACAUUUAUGUGUAUUACAAUAUUAGCGAAGGCAGCACGGUGGUAAAUGUGUCUCACAAUAAAAAAAGGUCCUGGGUUCGAUCCCCUUGCUCGGGGUCUUUCUGUGUGAAGUUUGCAUGUUCUCCCCGUGACUGCAUGGGUUCCCUCUGAGUACUCCGGCUUAAUCCCACCUCCAAAGACAUGCACCUGGGGAUAGGUUGAUUGGCAACACUAAUUUGGCCCUAGUGUGUGAAUGUGAGUGUGAAUGUUGUCUGUCUAUCUGUGUUGGCCCUGUGACGCGGUGGCGACUUGUCUAGGGUGUACCCCGCCUUCCGCCCGAAUGCGACUGGGUUAGGCUCCAGCUCCCCUGUGACCCCAAGAGGGACAAUUGGUAGAAAAUAGAUGGAAGGACAAUAGUAGCCAUUAAAGGCCUACUGAAACUCACUACUACCGACCACGCAGUCUGAUAGUUUAUAUAUCAAUGAUGAAAUCUUAACAUUGCAACACAUGCUAAUACGGCCGGGUUAACUUAUAAAGUGCAAUUUUAAAUUUCCCGCUAAACUUCCGGUUCAAAACGCCUUUGGAUGAUGACGUAUGCGCGUGACGUCAACAAUUGAUAUGGAAGUAUUGGUACCCCAUUGAAUCCAAUACAAAAAAGCUCUGUUUUCAUUUCAAAAUUCCACAGUAUUCUGGACAUCUGUGUUGGUGAAUCUUUUGCAAUUUGUUUAAUGAACAAUGAAGACUGCAAAGAAGAAAGUUGUAGGUGGGAUCGGUGUAUUAGCGGCUGGCUACAACACAACCAGGAGGACUUACUUGGAUAGCAGACGCGCUAGCCGACGCUAGCCGCCAACCGCACGGAUGAUCGGGUGAAGUCCUUCGUCCUUCCGUCGAUCGCUGGAACGGACCUCUGUGAGGUCCCGUUGCUAAGUUAACUUCAAUGGCGUCGUUAGCAACAGCAUUGCUAAGCUUUGCCAGGCUGGGAAUUAUUAACCAUGUAGUUACAUGUCCAUGGUUUAAUAGUAUUGUUGAUCUUCUGUCUAUCCUUCCAGUCAGGGAUUUUUUUAUUUUGUUUCUAUCUGCAUUUGAGCCCGAUGCUACCACGUUAGCUCAGUAGCUAAAGAGCUUCGCCGAUGUAUUGUCGUGGAGAUAAAAGUCACUGUGAAUGUCCAUUUCGCGUUCUCGACUCUCAUUUUCAAGAGGAUAUAGUAUCCGAGGUGGUUUAAAAUACAAAUCCGUAAUCCACAAUAGAAAAAGGAGAGAGUGUGGAAUCCAAUGAGCCAGCUUGUACCUAAGUUACGGUCAGAGCGAAAAAAGAUAUGUCUUGCACUGCAUUCUAGUCCUUAACUCUAACGUUCCUCAUCCACGAAUCUUUCAUCCUCGCUCAAAUUAAUGGGGUAAUCGUCACUUUCUCGGUCCGAAUCGCUCUAGCUGCAUUGAAAACAAUAGGAAAAUAUGAGGAGGCUAUCAACUGACUACGUCACGCUACUUCCAGUAGGGGCAAGGCUUUUUUUAAUCAGAUACCAAAAGUAGCGAUUUUUAUCGUCUUUGUUCUCUACUAAAUCCUUUCAGCAAAAAUAUGGCAAUAUCGCGAAAUGAUCAAGUAUGACACAUAGAAUGGAUCUGCUAUCCCCGUUUAAAUAAAAAAAUGUCAUUUCAGUAGGCCUUUAAAUCAUGAAAUGCAACCUUACUCGAGCAAAAACGAUGCAUAUUUAUCCAGGAGAGUUGAUAUCAAUUUCCUUGACUCGGCCACACAAAGAAGUUGUAGACCUCCAUGCUUUUCUAAGUUUCCAUCUGUUUUGUUGUGUAGAAUGGCAUCUGGAGCACAAUACUUUGAUAUUUCUGGGAACGCGACUACCGUAUAAUCCUUGAUAUCACUCAACACAUCUUUUUUUCAUAAAGUAUAGCGACAGAUUCCAUUGCAUAGUUUGAUUUCUUUGCUCAUAUCUGCUUUUUGCAAGAAGAUUUAAGUCUCUUUUGUACUCAAGAUAGUUUGCACGCUUCUUGCUGUACAACAGCCAUCCUAGCUUGCUUUUCACUUCCGAGAAGAAGUCACAUGUCGGAAUUCAAGCAAUUGCCGCCUCGUGAUAAUACCGUGGCAUGGGACGGUAUCAAACAAGAACCUAGAGUACUUCCGUCAAUGUAGUUUUUUUUCUGGCGCCAUUGAGGGGGCCAGUCUGAGAAAUAAAGCACAUCUCCCAUGAUCCCUUGCAUACUGCAGGCGAACAGAGCAGAAAACCUUGGAAUAAAAUAGAAAAAUUAAAAAUGCACCCUUAUCGUUUACUUGAUCGUGUUAGUUAAUGAGCCAUAUUUAAUCGAAAGAACGACUUGCAGUACUUGAUCCCUCUUGACUGAGAUUGUAUUGCUUUAUGCCCUGUUACAUCCAGAGCAGGGGUGUCAAAAUCAUUUUAGCUCAGAGGCCACAUGGAGGAAAAUGUAUUCCCAAGUGGGCCGGACAGGUAAAGUCAUGGCACGAUAACCUAAAAAUAAAGACAACUUCAGAUUGUUUUCUUUGUUUAAAAAUAGACCAAACACAUUCUGAAAAUUUACAAAUCAUAAUGUUAUUUUUUUACACUUAAAUGUUGUGGUUAAUCAUAUUCUGUCUUCAUUUGUUGUUUAUACUUUCUGAAUAAAUGAUGUGAUAAUGUGCAUUAGUCAAAUAGGUGGAAUUGAGUGUGCAGGUGACACCUUAAAAAAAGCCUUUUUACUUGGGCUGGUGGUGUUAUUGUAUUUUUUAGUUAAAUAAUGUAACUUUGAGCAAGUUGCAAACUGCCCCUUUAACUGAAAUGAAAAGUUUUCAGUUUUUUUCAGGAACUGCAUGAGAAAACUUUGCCUCGAGCCUUACUUCUAUUGCUGUUUCUGAAAUAUACUGACACAACUCUUCUAUUUACAUGUUAUUAAGGAGUCAUAUACUUGACAAAAUGUACAAAAGUGUGUGUGUGUGUGUGUGCUGGCAUUCCUUUGCAGCUCUAUCGUUGGUUGUAUCAACCAGUAAAAACACAACAUCCAACUGGAUGCCAUAUAUUGAUGGUGCAUUGAGAAAUGUCAUGGUUUAGGGAGGCCAAAGGUUUGUUUUAUCUAUUUAUAUCGAGUUUUCUUUUUCAGUCUGUUUAUGUGAAUGUUAUUUAAUUCCAGUGGCAAUCGACUGUAAUUGUGUGAAUUAUGACUAUGUUGCCUUUUUGAAGUGACGCCACAAGAUGGAGACAAAUUCUACAUCAUUGCACAAAUCAGUUUGAGUGUGCAUAAAUGUAAGAGAUUGGUAGUUUUGAUAUAUUCUGUUUUGUAAAUGUUGUAUCCUAUAAUGGAAAUAAACCAUCUGUGGUAAU
Molecule: messenger RNA, 5260 nt
Organism: Entelurus aequoreus (snake pipefish)
Lineage: Eukaryota; Metazoa; Chordata; Actinopteri; Syngnathiformes; Syngnathidae
Gene: b4galnt1a
Product: beta-1,4-N-acetyl-galactosaminyl transferase 1a
Exons: 11
Coding region: 81-1709 (542 amino acids)
Biological process (GO): ganglioside biosynthetic process
Cellular component (GO): Golgi membrane
Molecular function (GO): hexosyltransferase activity
Source: RefSeq, a predicted model, not a curated record